Messenger RNA from Molossus molossus (Pallas's mastiff bat), 591 nucleotides. RefSeq names its product calcitonin gene-related peptide 2-like. NCBI's taxonomy places the organism in Eukaryota, Metazoa, Chordata, Mammalia, Chiroptera, Molossidae. Gene Ontology annotation, molecular function: calcitonin receptor binding; hormone activity. Gene Ontology annotation, cellular component: extracellular region. The record is from RefSeq and is a predicted model, not a curated record.
AUGACGCAAUCGGAGCUGGGUCGGUCCUGGCCACUUUGGAUUGGCCGCGCGGGCUCGUGGGGAACCCCUCCCACUAUCACUGGAAUAAGAGCCAAGAGCUCCGCGGGGAAGCCGCCCACAGCAGGCGUUGUGUCCAUCCAGGGGGACCAGCAACUUGCACUCUCCUGCAACUCAAGUCGUCAGAGAGGCAUCAUGGGCUUCGGGAAGUCCUCCCCCUUCUUGGCUUUCAGCAUCUUGGUCCUGUGCCAGGCAGGCGGCCUCCAGACAGCACCACUCAGGUCAGCCUUGGAGAGCCUUCAACAACCGGACCUGGCUGCACUCACUGAGAAGGAAGGGCGCCUCCUACUGGCUGCACUGGUGAAGGCCUAUGUACAGAGGAAGACUAACGAGCUGGAGCAAGAGGAGCAGGAGCAGGAGACAGAGGACUCCAGUGUCACUGCCCAGAAGAGAGCCUGCAACACUGCCACCUGUGUGACCCAUCGACUGGCAGACUUGCUGAACAGAUCUGGGGGUGUGGUGAAGAGCGACUUCGUGCCCACCAAUGUGGGCUCCGAUGCCUUUGGUCGUCGUCGUAGGGACCUUCGGGCCUGA